GUAGCUUACAGUUAAUCGACUAUGUUGAAAUUAACAAGUAUAUUCUUCAGUCGGACCCGCUGAAAACCUGAUAGUCUCCAAACAAGGAAAUGGAUUUCCAGAAGCGGCUAUUAGAUGUAGGCAAGGCCCUGAGUAAGGAUGAGGUAAAAGCUUUGGUAUUUCUUUGCACUGACCUCCUGAGCCGGAGCUCGACCUCAGUGGAGUUGGCCAGUGAUCUCUUCUCCCGUCUGGUGGAUCAAGACCGCCUAUCACCUGAGCAACCACAGCUGCUGACCGAGCUUCUCCAAACCAUCCAACGCACCCGUCUGCUCCGUAAUCUCUGCCUCAAUAACCAAACCAGCAACCUUAUCUCUCCUUACAGGAAGCUGCUUUACGACCUUUCUGAAGACAUUACUGAUGAUGACUUAAAACAAGUGAAGUUUUUGUUAAACAAAGAACUCCCGCGAAGGAAACUGGAUGAAAAUGUUACGACACUGGAAGUCUUUCUAGAAAUGGAGCACUUGGACCUCAUUAGCAACACAGAUCUAAGUUUACUGGAGAGCAUAUUGGACUCUGUCUGCCCCGUGUUGAAAGAAAAGAUCAACCAGUUUAAAGCAACUCAGGAGAGGUCUUCUGGUCAUGUAGCCCAGGAGAUAGGCCAACCAAUGUCUGUGUCCGAUCCUUUUGAGCAAAACCAGGUCCCCCUGCCUUUAGUGGCUGAAAGUACUGCUUCACAUGAAAGACCAGCAUUGCAGCUGUCGCCUGAGUUUUCAAGGAAUAUGGCCUCCACCUCUGUAGAUUAUCCAAAUACAUUACGUGGUGGAGAUGAACAUGAGGGCCUGUCACAAGGCAUGAGAGAAUUAAGCACCAGAACAAGCGACUAUGACUCCUCAGAAGAGAGAACUGAUGCUGUUGAAAUGUUGCUGCCUCAAGAAGACAAGACUUCCACUAAACCAAAAACCUUCCGACCUCAGACUGCAAACAAAGAUGAUGAGGGUUUGGGAACGUAUCCAAUGACUUCAGCAAAGAGAGGCAUCUGCUUGAUAGUAAACAACGAGAACUUCGGAGGUGGUCUCAAAAGGCGGGAGGGGACCAUGGUUGAUGAAAAUAAUCUGGACAUUGUGUUUAAGUGGCUGGGCUUUGACAUAGUCAUACGGAGAAAUUGUACGAGUGGGCAGAUGCAGUCCAUCAUGCAGGAGCUCGCGAGCCAAAACCACAGUCAGAUGGACUGCCUGGUGUGCUUCAUUCUUAGCCACGGUCAAGAGCAAAGUGUGUAUGGCGUGGAUGGCAACACCGUAGAGCUCCAGGACCUGAUGGAUCCUUUCAAUGGAUCUCGGUGCUCCACUUUGGCAAACAAACCCAAGAUGUUUUUCAUCCAGGCCUGCCAGGGUACCCGUGAGCAACAGCCGGUCUACAUCCAGACUGAUUCCGGUACAGGAAGCCAUGUGUCCAGAGACUCUAAAAUAUUUACCCCGUCAUUCAAGGGAUCGAAACAACAGCCAACAACUAAAAGUUCCAUCCCAUCCAAUGCAGAUUUCCUGAUGGGAAUGGCAACAGUUCCUUCUUUCGUCUCAUUCAGAGAGAGGAGUAAUGGCACGUGGUUCAUUCAGUCACUGUGCCAAAACCUUGUUCAGAUGGUGCCAGGGGGGGCUGAUAUUGUGUCUAUUCUGACAAAAGUGAACGCAGACGUCAGCAAGAAGACUGAUUACACCGGACAAAGAAAGCAGAUGCCUCAACCAACCUUCACACUCAGGCACAAAGUGGUCUUUCCGAUCCCCAUAGACCCUCCAUCCAUCCUGCUUUGACAACAAUCACUGGCCACUGGUUUGAUUGACCUGAACAUUAAUGGCAUGAAGUGUUGCCAUUGCACGUUCAUUGUUUAAAAUGUGGUGUUAUAAAGCAGUAUCCAAAUGAGUGUUACAAUGUUUUUAUGAUGACACCUAAACCAGCUCCAUUUGCUGAUGAAGACUGUGACACGUGGUUGAAAACUCACAAAAGGCUUGUAAGUGGAGCUUGAGUUUAAGAUGAUUUUGUCACAGAAUGAUUUUAUUAGUUUGUGUAAAACUGUUAUAGCUGGAUGAUCCCUUAAUUCCACUCCAGCAUUACCAAAACUGAGGAUUUUUAUCAUGAUUUUUAAUUUAAUGUAAUGCAUGAGCUGGGCGUGCACAUUGAUCCGGCAGUAAAUUAAACAUCUGUAUGAUAUAAAGUUUAUUUUUUUCUAUACAAUCUAACUCCUAUUUUUAUAUCUAUAUGCUGAACAGGCACUAUUACAGUCCUGAUACCUCUAGCAGAAUAGUGGGUAUAUCCCCCAAAUGUGAUUGCAAUAUUGUUACUUUUGUCAUUUAAUGUAACUAUACAGUUGUCACAGAAACAGUUGAAAAAAAAGCACUUUUCUGUCAAACA
Scomber scombrus (Atlantic mackerel) is the source of this 2382-nucleotide messenger RNA. It is a transcript of the gene casp10, whose product is annotated as caspase 10, apoptosis-related cysteine peptidase. Gene Ontology annotation, molecular function: cysteine-type endopeptidase activity; protein binding. The transcript has 14 exons. Gene Ontology annotation, biological process: proteolysis; negative regulation of extrinsic apoptotic signaling pathway via death domain receptors. NCBI's taxonomy places the organism in Eukaryota, Metazoa, Chordata, Actinopteri, Scombriformes, Scombridae. Bases 90 to 1784 code for a protein of 564 amino acids. The record is from RefSeq and is a predicted model, not a curated record.